This is a messenger RNA of Podarcis muralis (Common wall lizard), 3961 nucleotides long. It is a transcript of the gene TMEM33, whose product is annotated as transmembrane protein 33. Lineage: Eukaryota; Metazoa; Chordata; Lepidosauria; Squamata; Lacertidae. The record is from RefSeq and is a predicted model, not a curated record. Gene Ontology annotation, biological process: membrane organization; endoplasmic reticulum tubular network organization. Gene Ontology annotation, cellular component: membrane; endoplasmic reticulum.
CUGCGCGACGCGGGCUGCUCAGCGGCGGGGCUGCCUUGAGGAGUGUCCCUCGUUCGCUGGCCUCCUUCCGCGCACCUGCUGCCGCCGCCGCCGCCGCCAACCGCCGCCUCUUCCUUCCCCGCUUCCGGCCUGCCAGAUACGGCCCUCGCGCGCGGCACGAGCAGGCCCCGCUCUCCCCUUAACCCUCUCGUCGCCGAGCCUCUCCUUUCCUUCUUCCUCCUCCUCCUCGCGCCCCGAGCGGAGCCGGUGGGCGGCGCGGCCAUGGCGGACACGGCGCAGAACGGGCCCAUGCAGGGAGGCGCGGGCGGCGGAGCCGUGCAAUUUCUGAUUACUAAUAAGUUGGAUACAGCAAUGUGGCUUUCCCGCAUAUUCACAGUUUACUGUUCGGCUUUAUUUGUCCUGCCUCUUCUAGGGUUGCAUGAAGCAGCUAGCUUUUAUCAACGUGCCUUGCUGGCAAAUGCUCUUACCAGCGCCCUUCGACUUCACCAAAGGCUACCACAUUUUCAGCUAAGCAGGGCGUUCCUGGCUCAAGCCUUGCUGGAGGACAGCUGCCACUACCUUUUGUAUUCCCUCAUCUUUGUCAAUUCCUACCCUGUUACAAUGAGUAUUUUCCCAGUUCUGUUGUUUUCUUUGCUUCACGCUGCCACCUACACAAAGAAGGUUCUUGAUGCACGAGGUUCAAAUAGUCUUCUUUUCCUAAGAAAUCUCUUGGACAAGUUAAAUGCUAAUCAGCAAAACAUCCUGAAAUUUAUAGCUUGCAAUGAGAUCUUCUUGAUGCCGGCUACUGUGUUUAUGCUUUUCAGUGGGCAGGGAAGCUUGCUGCAGCCAUUUAUUUACUACAGAUUUCUUACACUCCGUUAUUCCUCCCGCCGAAAUCCAUAUUGCCGAACCCUCUUCACAGAACUUCGGAUUGUCGUUGAGCAUGUCAUCAUGAAACCGUCGUGCCCGGCAUUUGUACGAAGGCUCUGUGUCAGCAGCAUUUCUUUUAUAAGCAGACUGGCACCAACAGUUGCAUAGUCAACACUGGAAACAUGCGUAUGUUUGUCUGAUGAACUUUCUAAGCAGCUGGUAUUUCUGCUGGUGAUUUAUAAAUUCUGGAUCUCAGUCAAGGUUGUAUGGAAACAUGUUUUCUUCCAAGAGCCUGUUCUGUGAAUUGUAUCCUAUAUGUUUAAAAAGUCUUGUUUUUCAAGAUGUUUCCGUGCUUUGUGGAAGAUGAACGCUUGCCAUCUUAGACAGAAUACUUUCCAAUGCAAAACAGUGGCGACAACCCUGCCUUGUACAAUAUGGCUUUUGUGCUGUCAUGUAUGUCCUCUUCGAUACUGAAUGAAAAUACUUAUUCAAAAAAUAAUAAUAAUGUCCAGGCAAUACUAGCUGGAUUGUGUCUAACAAGCUGCAAGCUGUGGCUGCAACAUAACUAGUAGCCUCUUAGGGGUACCUAUUGAAAUCUCUACCCAUGCGGUACAUUUGAGUCAGUAUUCCUUCCAUUCAGUAAAUGAGACAGGCUUAGUCAAUUGAGUAAAUCAUUGUGGUCAAUACAAAUCAAUUGGCACCUACUUUGAAUGUGAACAGUAGAACGAAGCAUCAAAUUUCAUUGUUCUGAUUUAUUUAAUGCUUUUGAAAUGGAAAGCUCUCCACCCUUCCCUAAGCACUUUAUUUCUUUGUAAAGUAAAUAUUUCUCUAGAUCAUCUGACUGUCCUAUUUUCCCCCCCUGUCUUCCAAAAAGCAGGCUUCUUAAAAUGCCAGUCUUUGAAACGUCUGAAUAAUAAAGAUGGAUGUUACAUUAAUUUUCAAUAUACAUUGGAAGUGUUGCCCUUGUGAGGUAAUUUUUAAAGUUCUUGCAGUUAGGCUAGUUCCAAACACCAUUGCAUACUCAUGGUGCAAUGCUAAACAUGGCAGUAGCUGUAAAUUACAUUAUGACAUAGGUCUGCCUUUCAAGUUAUGAGCAUGGAUCUUCUCUCUUCCUCCACCUUCAGUUUAUAUGCAUGGGCACAACUGCAGGUGUGUAGGACCAUAAUAUGGCGUGGGCAUGUGUCUCCUGCCCCAGCACUUUCUCAUGUACACAUGGUCAGGAACACAGCUCUGUUGCGACCUCAUAGGACUUCUGUCUCUGUGGGUGCUGCGCCUGCACAGGGAAGCAUCCUGCUCAAACUAGAGGAAUUAUUUUAUAAAGCAGAGGUGUGGAAACUCUGGCCCUCCAGAUGAUGUUGCUCUCCAACUCGCAUCUUCCUCAGCCAGCAUGGCCAGGGGUCAGGGAUGAUGGGAUUGCUAGUCUAAGACCUGGAGGGUCGCAAGUUUCCCACCACAGGAAUAAAAUAAUAUUGCAGUACUUCUUCCCUGGAGAAGAAGCGCUCUUCCAGUAAUUGUAGCCUUAUUUCAGUAGAAGUGGGGCUGUUGUCUUACAAAGCAGAGGUAAUUGGAAGACUGGUCAUUUGCUAUUUCAGCAUAGCAAGAAGGGAAAAAAUUGCACAAACUGGUUCACUUAACAGAUUCAGCAACCUAAUAGUUUUGAUUCCCAUGAUAAGCCAGUUAUUGAAUGUCCUGAGGACUGAAGAGCAUUUUAAACUGAGUUGCUUCACACGUACAUAACUUGCCUUCUUCUUCUUGAAGCAGAGCUGACCAACUUUAUAAAAUUUUUGGUCUGAGGGUUACAUUCCUGUAGUCAACCCACCUGGAGCUGCACACACUGCACAGGUACAUAGCCCAUCCCUUUUCAGUUGAUCCUUGCAGAUCUGCUGAGAAAAGGCCUGUUAGCCCCUCUCUGCUUCUGAAAUGGUAACUGGGGAAGGGUUAUUUGCAUAUCCACCAAGAGUCUGGGCAGAGAAAUUUAAGUGCUGUGACUACUUUUUUUUUUGUUUUCAUUUUUUAUGUCACCCCCCAGAAAAAAUAUGAGUGUGGGUGUGUUUUGGGGAGCCAGAAAAAGUUGGGGUUUGGGGGUGGAGGGCAAUCAAUUUAGGCAUCUAUGUCUAACCAAACACCUUGGUGUUUAUUAAAAUUCUUCCUGGACUUGAGGUUGGGGGUUGGUGUAGGCAGGUUGCUGUUUUUCAUUGCUCUCCUGCCCCCACUCUCCCAGUUCCUAACUAUGCAGGAGUAUUCAGUUGUGUGAUAUUUCCCAGCCGAGCUGUUUGGUCCGAAUCACGUAAUAUUACUUGGACCACUCAGAAUACAACCUAUUCCUGAGAAAUACUCGGGAGAGGUUUUGCAUAAUGAUAGCUGAUGGUUUAGCGAACACAUGUCCUAAACGCGCAACCCGGUCUGGGUGGUUCCUUGAGAUAAAUCCCCACUAAGUGUUCCAGGCUUACUCUUAAAUGUGUUCAGCCCUCCUUGAGCCAGGGAUAGUAAGAUCUAGGCAUCCUAAAAAGGGCCAGGAAGUAUGUACGUUACAGCCAUAGUCUUCUAUGAUAUCUGAUGGGGAACUUGCGCUGGGAAGAUAUGUAAACUUGUGUGUUUGUGUGUGUGCAUCUUCUCCUUAAAUGGAAGGCACUGUGUUAUUUUUUUUCCAUUGAGUGCCUGCAUUUUAGAAUUGAGGAAUUUGCCCAGGCACUAUACUUACUCAUUGAUUCUUCUAAGCCACUUCAUGAUUUAGUGUCUUAACAACUGCAUGAACCGAAUGAUACAUUUAAAUAAUUUGGAACGUUGCCGCUGUUUCUAAAACUAUGUUUCCUUGUAACUACCUUAUUUCUUUUUGAUUAAAUGUGAAUGUCAUUUAGAUUGAACUCAUUCAUUAGCUUGUCGAUAGCCCACCCUGUGCAUUGCUUGCUAAACUUCCGGGUAUGGACAAAUGCAGCUUUAAAAAUGGCUGGUUGAUGGCACUCCUUUUAGCUUUUUGGCUCAUAAACAUCUACUUAUAGGGAAGGCGCACACUAGUGUGCAGGAAUCCUUCAUGCGUUUUUUCAUCUAGGCUCUCUUGCUUUGAGGAUUUUAUAAAAAUUUCUACAGCAAUAAAGUGACUGUUGUGGUGGUA